CAUCCUUACCGCAGGGAGGAGCGUCGAGCAGCAGCUCUCUGUAGCUGCGUUCAAAUUCAUCCAUAUACAGCGAGCGCUCUGCUUCUCCAUCCAGCGCGUUUACAGGAAAAAAAGAGCUCGCGGUGUCGUCAGCAUAACGAUGCGGCUGAGCGGGGAUAACCGGGGGAACACUGAGACCUGCUGACAGAAGAGAAAACGGCGAUCUCCAGUAAUUACAGCGUCGGGAACUGGCAGCAGCGCUUCUAUGCGCCAAGAAGAAGAUGGUGAAUAGUGAGUGCUAACGGUGAGAAGCUGUGAGAUCUGCUGACUCCGUUUAAAGGCAGCUUUCUCUGGUCAUGUUGAUUAUCAGUGGUGAGAGAAGACCGUGAGGAGAGAGAGAGAGAGAGAGACGAAGAGACAGCGAGUGGAAGAAAGAGAGAAAGAGAGAGUGAGAAUAAGACAGAGUGAAUAAAGUGAAAGAGCUCUGCCUUCGUGACCAUGUCACAUCACCAUUCACGUGGGCACCAGGGCCGUGCCGCCAGCAUGGAGGAGAGAUGUGCCACACCCGUCCAUAAGACCUCAACGCCCACCCACAAGAGUGCCUCCUCCUCCUCUUCCUCCCAGAGGGACAGCAGACAGGAGGCAGACAGCUGGGAGAUCAUUGAAGGGCUGAAGAUCGGUCAGACCAACGUCCAGAGACCAGAUAAACAUGAGGGCUUUAUGCUGAAAAAGAGAAAAUGGCCACUGAAGGGCUGGCACAAGCGUUUCUUUGUCCUGGAUAAUGGAAUCUUGAAGUACUCCAAGUCCCCUAUAGAUAUCCAGAAAGGGAAACUCCAUGGCAGUAUAGACGUCGGUCUGUCUGUGAUGUCAGUAAAGAAGAAAGCUCGGCGUAUAGACCUUGACACAGAGGAGCACAUCUAUCAUCUCAAGGUGAAGUCUCCAGACGUGUUUGAUGCCUGGGUGUGUAAGCUGCGUCACCACCGUCUGUACAGGCAGAAUGAGAUUGUGCGUUCGCCUCGUGAUGCCAGCUUACGAGCCUUCCCUCCCCCCGCCAGCCUCGAGUCACCUCAGACAACCCCCUCCUCUGCUCAUGAAACCAAGCAGCAAGUGAAGCCUAGUUCUCUUCCCUGGCAGUCGCCGCUACCCUGCACCACUAGCCUGCCACCCUCCUACAGCAACGGCCAGAGCAAAGUUGCAGCAUGGCUCCAGGAAUCAGAGGAGAUGGACAAGUGUGCAGAAGAGCUUGCUCAUUGUCAGUCCAGUCUGAUAGAGCUGAGCCGGUUAUUGCAGAGUCUGGAGAUUUUACAGAGAACACAGUCAGCACCAAGCUUCACUGAAAUGCAGAGUAACUGUGUAGAUUUAUCAAAGAAAGACAAGAGAGUCAGCAGAAGAUGGAGAACAAAAAGUGUCAGCAAAGACGCAAAAAUGCAACUGCAGCAGGUUCCUCUGAGUGCUACCCGGUCUGCAGGACGUCUCCAUUCCUCUAACCCCAAUCUAUGCGCAGAGCUCGCUGAUUACCAGACCCCCGCUACACGUCUAACUGAUGGCAUUGAGUGUGCCAGUGAUUACAUCAAGCUGCAGGAGGAUUUCUGCGUCAUCGCUCAGAAAGUGCACUCGCUGCUGAAGUCUGCCUUUAACACGGUGGCCAUAGAGAAGGAGAAGAUCAAGCAGGUGCUGUCGGAGCAGGAGCAGUCCAGCCAGUCGUCUCAGAUUGUGUCACUGCGACACUCGCUAUCACAGGCCCUCUCCCAGAAUGUCGAGCUGAAGACCCGCCUGAAUCGUAUCCAUUCAGAGUCUGUGCUCACAGACCAGGUGGUCAGCGUCAACAUCAUCAGCAGCCCUGAUGAGGCAAGUGAACAGAUCCAUGUAGGGAUCCCUCUCACACAACAGGCCUCCAAUGAGAGCAGACUCUCCAUGUCAGAAUCUGUCUCUGAGUUCUUUGAUGCUCAGGAAGUGCUGCUGUCGGCCAGCUCGUCAGAAAAUGAGGCCUCUGAUGACGAGUCUUACGUCAGUGACGUGAGUGAUAACAUUUCAGAGGACAAUGCCAGCGUCACUGAUAUUGUUUCCCGACAAAUGCCGAAUGGAGAUCUGGCUGGGGGAGCGUUCCGUAACGGCCGGCGGACGUGCUUGCCUGCCCCUUCCCCUGACACCUCCAACAUUAACCUGUGGAACAUCCUGAGGAACAACAUUGGUAAAGACCUGUCUAAGGUCUCGAUGCCUGUGGAGCUGAAUGAGCCUCUGAAUACCCUGCAGCACAUGUGUGAGGAGCUGGAGUACACAGAGCUGCUGGACAAAGCCGCCGAGACGGAUGACCCUUAUGAACGCAUGGCGCUGGUAGCUGCGUUUGCCGUCUCGGCGUACUCCUCCACAUACUACCGUGCAGGCAGCAAGCCCUUUAACCCCAUACUGGGAGAGACUUAUGAAUGUAUCCGGGAAGACAAAGGCUUCUGCUUCUUCUCUGAACAGGUCAGCCACCACCCUCCAGUCUCUGCCUGCCACUGUGAGUCCAAAAACUUCACCUUCUGGCAAGAUAUCAGAUGGAAGAAUAAGUUCUGGGGGAAGUCUAUGGAGAUCCUUCCCAUUGGGACAGUCAAUGUGAUGUUUCCCAGCUAUGGUGAUCACUAUGAGUGGAAUAAGGUGACUACCUGUGUGCACAACAUACUGAGUGGAAGGAGGUGGAUUGAGCACUAUGGAGAGGUCACUAUCAGAAACACCAAGAGCAGCACCUGCAUUUGCAAAAUGACCUUCAUUAAGAGUAACUACUGGAGCUCCAAUGUGAAUGAGGUACAGGGCUUUGUAAUGGAUCAAGAGGGGAAAGUGGUUCACAGGCUGUUUGGAAAAUGGCAUGAAGGUCUAUACUGUGGAGUCCCACCAUCAGCUAAAUGCAUCUGGAGACCAGGAUCCAUGCCUACAGACUAUGAGCUCUACUAUGGCUUCACUCGUUUUGCUAUAGAGCUAAAUGAGCUCUGUCCUGAGAUGAGGGACCUGCUACCUCCCACAGACGCUCGCUUCAGACCAGACCAGAGGUUUCUGGAAGAAGGCAAAGUGGAGCUCGCCUCCGCAGAGAAACAGAGAAUUGAGGAUCUGCAGAGGAGCAGGAGGAAGUGGCAUGAGGAAAACAACACCAAACACCAGCCACGCUUUUUUAAGAAAGUUGUGGACUCAAACCAGAGAGAGAGGUGGGUGUCCAAUAACACAUACUGGGAGCUGCGCAAGGAUCCAGGCUUCCAAAAAAUGGAAAACCUUGAGUUGUGGUAGCAUCUGUACAAUACCUGUACCAAACAUAUCACCAUUGCUACAGACUAUAGAAGCUUUACCUAUGCACAAUACUGCUUACCGUGAAGCGCAGUGAAGGGACGGAAGUUACCGACAGCUUUGCCACGGCUCCAGAUACGCACUUCUGAAGGAAAGCAAAUGAAAAUUGAAUGAAGAUGGACUCUGCACUCCGCUGCUCCACCCCUCCCACCCCCACCCAAAAUCACCAGAUCCCUCACCAGAGCUACAUGCAGAGACAAGGUCGUUGUCAAAGCAAGGGUCGUAGUAGAGUUGUAGAGCUAUCCUAACAAAGCCUGUUGGGCUUUUCGUUACGUCCUUGCCUUAAGAAGCCGCUUCUUAAAAGCCCAAUUUUGCGCUUUUAGUCGAAACCCAUUUGAUUUCAGGAAGUGCUCUGAUUUAAAACUGAUCUCUCGGUUGCAUAAAACCAGUAUCUACAGUAAAUAUCCUGCAUGUUUAGAUGGCAGCUUUCAUUGGCAUAUGCUAUAAUUACUUAUCAACACAUAAUUUGUAGAUUUAAAAUGUAACAGUAUUUUUGUAUUUAAAAAAAAGAAAAAUGGAGCUGAGAAGCUCUUUGCCAGUGUAGGGUCGGUGGAUAGACCCAAACGGUGAAGCAGAAAUAGACCAGCCAGUCCCAUUCAUGAUUUCUGAAAAGGGAAUGUUCCUUUUCAUUCAGCUCCAUCUGCUAUCUUUCAGCGUUCUCUAGGGAAUAAGAACUGGACUUGCCUCAGUGAGGUUAGUGAAUUAGUUCAGUGACUAGAAACUAUAUACAUAUAUAUAUCUUGACAAGUUUCAUCUCCAUGUGUUCUCAGAAUAAUGUGUAAUACUUGUAACACACCCAAAGAUUCUGGCCUGUUGGCAGAGGUCUGAUACUGAUAGCAGACUGGCUCUGCAGCUCCAGGGCAUUUGAGCAGCCCACGACCUACUGUCUUCUGUUCUGUCCCGGCUUUGAAUAGCAGUUCUGACAAAAGCCUGCAGUUUUCCGUCCUCUGUGGAUUUAAAAAACAAAGAUCGGAAUGCGAUCAGGAUGUAUUUUACAUUGACUUUUUAAUUUAAUUAUCAGACUAACAUACAAAUGUAUGUGUUACUCUAAUUUCGUAGUAGAAGCCAUUUAGUGCAUUUAGUUUAUUUUAAAUCUAUAUAUACAUAAAGAGACAUAAAAAAUAUAUGUUCUCAGUGGCACACUUGAGAUACACACUACUCGCUCGCGGCCCAAGCAAGUUAGCGAUUUUUUUUAGCGAUGCCACUUAACAGAAGCUUCAACCUCCUUUAAAUGUUCUCACAACAUCUUGUGUUUUAAUAUUUUUACUGUAUGUGAGUGUGUGUGGGUUUUUUCUGUUUGUUUGUUUGUUUUAAAGGGAUUUAACUGUUAAGUGUUGAACAGCGUUAUGGAAUGUAAACGUAUUAGGACGCCGGUCAAACUUGUGCAGAUUUUACAGCUGUGGUGUGUGCACCAGGUACAGGACUGCCUCAGCCCCACUUCUUGCUGCAUGACUCAAGUGCUGCUCAGAACGAACACUGCUGCUGUUUCAAUGCUGCACCAGAGACA
Molecule: messenger RNA, 4801 nt
Organism: Astyanax mexicanus (Mexican tetra)
Lineage: Eukaryota; Metazoa; Chordata; Actinopteri; Characiformes; Acestrorhamphidae
Gene: osbpl6
Product: oxysterol binding protein-like 6
Exons: 23
Coding region: 478-3237 (919 amino acids)
Cellular component (GO): intracellular membrane-bounded organelle; perinuclear endoplasmic reticulum; plasma membrane
Molecular function (GO): cholesterol binding
Source: RefSeq, a predicted model, not a curated record